Hibiscus syriacus is the source of this 1120-nucleotide messenger RNA. RefSeq names its product zinc finger protein ZAT4-like. NCBI's taxonomy places the organism in Eukaryota, Viridiplantae, Streptophyta, Magnoliopsida, Malvales, Malvaceae. The record is from RefSeq and is a predicted model, not a curated record. Bases 62 to 967 code for a protein of 301 amino acids. Gene Ontology annotation, biological process: regulation of DNA-templated transcription. The transcript has 2 exons.
UGAGAGGAAGAGGGAAAAAAGUUGGGUACUUUGAUCUUUGGUUUGCUUCAGUUCUGCGAUAAUGGAGAAGCACAAAUGCAAGCUCUGUGCUCGAACAUUCUCUAAUGGCAGAGCUUUAGGAGGCCACAUGAAAGGUCACUUAGCCACUCAUCCACUGCCUCAGAAGACGGCUCACCAGCACCAACACGGUGAUCGCACUGACUCGGCUUCUUCGUCAUCGUCUUCAUCAGAUGAGGAGCAAGAACUUGGAGAAGAGAAAAUCAGAGUUCUCGAAGAGAAAUGUUUGGUUUACGGGUUAAGAGAGAAUCCCAAGAAGAGUUUCAGGUACGCAGAUCCUGAAUUCUCGUUUGCAGCCAAUUUUGGGUCCGUUGUUCAAUAUAUAGAAAGCGAGACCGAGUCAGGGAACCCAACUCGGAGACGAUCCAAGAGAUGUCGAGAGCUGGGUACUAACAAGGAACCAGAGGUGUUGAUGAAAUCCAGUUUGGUCGAGUCACCGACAGAGCAAGAACCGGUGAGCUCAGUUUCCGAUACUUCACCUGAAGAACAUGUUGCUAUGUGUCUUAUGAUGCUGUCGAGAGAUGUCUGGAAAAGCAAAAACGUGGAACAAAAAUCCGUUCAGGAGUUGAACAAGAAGAAGAUUCGUGGGAAGCAUCGAUGUGAGAAAUGUAAGAAAACGUUUCGAUCUUAUUACACAUUGGAUGAACACAAAAGGGUUUGCUCUGAAACUGAGAAAACAGGUAAAAUCGCCGCUGUUGCUGCUUUUGUUGGCUCCAACGACAGCAGGACAUUUGAGUGCCCAUUGUGCUGUAGAGUGUUCGGUUCAGGACAAGCACUCGGCGGUCACAAAAGAUCCCAUUUUCUCGCCGCCGCCGCUGCAAAUUCAGGCAAAUUUGACAACAAUUUGAUAGAUCUAAACUUGCCAGCUCCAUUGGAAGAUGAUGAGUUCAGUGUGGUAUCAGAUGCGUAGCUGUUAUGGGAUCGAAUUCACGUACGUGGAUCUGAUGCUCUAUAUUCAAUUUUUUAUGCAAUUUUUUCACUGUAGUUUCUAAUAUUUCUUCAUUCAUAGAUGAAUCACGAAUGUUUGGAUUUCUUUCUAUUCUUCAUUGUCUCUGACCCACAC